CGAAUACAGCUCUGUUUUAUAGGAAACAUUUGAAUUGAUAUAUUUCCCCCAGAUCUUCUUAUGAUGAGUAACUCGCCCAACGGCAGCACCGCAGUCGGAAGUGUGGGAGUAGUUUGGGUCACUCCGCUCAUGGGCGCCACCCUUGUCACAAUGUGUGUUUUGGGCAUGACGGGAAACCUGUACACCCUCGCCAUCAUGCGAUCGGCCACGUUGCGGCGCACCGGCUCCAUGUAUGUCUUCAUCCUCAAUCUGGCGGCGGCGGAUCUGCUCUAUCUGGGCACCAUCCCAUUCGUGGUCUGCACCUACUUCGCCCAUGACUGGUUCUUUGGGGAAAUGGGCUGCAGGUUGCUGUUGAGCCUGGAUCUGCUCACCAUGCAUGCCAGCGUGUUUGUGCUGGUGGCCAUGAGUCUGGAGCGCUACCGUGCCGUGGCCGCUCCAUUCCGAGCCCGUCGCUCGAACACACGUAAUCACUGGCUGAUGGCGUUGGGAAUCUGGGCGGCAGCAUUCGUAUUGACGCUCCCUAUGAUGGUGAUGAUCCAUCUCCGCGAGGGACGUCCCAGUAUGGUGGGCCUCGUCAAACGCAUCUGCUUCCCAACAUGGACACCCGAGGCUUUCAAGGCAUAUCUGACCGCGCUGUUCUUCACCAGCAUGCUCCUGCCCGGCCUGCUGAUGGUGGGACUCUACACUGGUCUCGCCCGGCAUUACUGGGCCGCCCAGGCUAACCUGACCCACGGAUCAUCGUCGUCCGCUCGCAGGCGCCGACUAAAGCACAAGGUGGUGGGAAUGAUCUUCUGCAUCGUGGUGGCGUACUGGGCGUGUUUCCUGCCGUUCUGGGGUUGGCAGAUGGCAAAGCUCUUCUCGUCCGAGUCGCUUCGCUCGCUGUCGGCCGCUGCCCACACCUACGUCAACUUCUUCGUCACCUGCCUGACGUACGGAAACAGCUGCGUCAAUCCACUGCUCUAUACACUGCUGACACGCAACUACCGGGACUACCUCGCCCAGAGAGGUCAGUCAUCAGGGGCGAGUCGAGGGGACCAGGGGUCGGCCGCCGGGGUCAACGCCAUCGAAGAUCAAAUAGGAUGAGUUCAGGAGAGAGUUACAAAUUCUGGGUCCAGUUGCGUAAACAUAGCCACUAUGCUAAGACUGUGUCUCUGGGCCUCUCUGGUCACUUUUGACCGAAAAAUUUUACAUUUUGAAUUUUUGCUUCAAUGGAAUGUAAUGAUACUUGGUGACUUUUGUCACAUUAGCUAUGUGAACAUGAUACGGAUAUGUUAAAGAGUCAAAAAAUAAAA
Messenger RNA from Carassius carassius (crucian carp), 1292 nucleotides. RefSeq names its product urotensin-2 receptor-like. The record is from RefSeq and is a predicted model, not a curated record. Bases 61 to 1083 code for a protein of 340 amino acids. Gene Ontology annotation, cellular component: membrane. The transcript has a single exon. Gene Ontology annotation, biological process: regulation of blood pressure; blood vessel diameter maintenance; neuropeptide signaling pathway. NCBI's taxonomy places the organism in Eukaryota, Metazoa, Chordata, Actinopteri, Cypriniformes, Cyprinidae. Gene Ontology annotation, molecular function: urotensin II receptor activity.